This is a messenger RNA of Penicillium bovifimosum, 3618 nucleotides long. Its product is annotated as putative MATH and UCH domain protein. Lineage: Eukaryota; Fungi; Ascomycota; Eurotiomycetes; Eurotiales; Aspergillaceae. The record is from RefSeq and is a predicted model, not a curated record. The transcript has 4 exons. The coding region runs from base 1 to 3618 and encodes 1205 amino acids. Gene Ontology annotation, biological process: protein deubiquitination. Gene Ontology annotation, molecular function: protein binding; cysteine-type deubiquitinase activity.
AUGGAUCCCAAUUUGCCAGUCCCUGAGACUGGGGUGGAAAAUGCCGCGAGAACAGGGCAUACUCCAGAGAACGCUGCCGAGACCGCGUCACCAAUUCAGUCCUCCGAAUCAUCACCCCCGACUACUCAGCCCACGCUUCAGUCCCCUGGGGAGAUUGAUCAUGCGUACUGGGCGGAAUAUGAGGAGGAUACGACGACCCCAGAUGAGGAUGAAUUGAAAGAGAUCGACGGCGGCGAUUCGGACUAUAGUGCCUGCGAUCAUAAAUACUGGGAAAACAACUUCUUCCGGGACUUGGGGGACCCUGAAUAUGUCCCCACAGAGAAGGCCCGUCUUACAUGGACAUUCAAGGGUGUCCGGGGCACCCCCGAGAAGCCUAAUCGUGCCAAAGUCAUGCGCUCCCCGGCAGCAUUUGUUGGAGGAUAUUGGUGGCGAAUCAAGUUCUAUCCUCGGGGGAACAAUGUCAACGCAUUGAGCGUCUAUCUGGAAUGCUCUACCACAAUCCCAACUCCCGAUGACGAUCUUCCCGAGACAGAAUUCACUGUCCGCCGCGGUGCUCCCGACGAUGUAUUAGACGACAGCACUCCAGAAACCGAAAUCAAGACCAUAGCCACGAACGACACAGCAGCAUGGCUUGCUCACUACAGGUCUCAAUAUCCUGCCGCCGGAGACUUUGCCCAGCCUGACAACGGAACUUCGAGCCCUUGGCGUGUACCUGCGCAGGUUGGUGUUAUCGUGUACAAUCCCCAAGAGCCACGCACUGGUUGGAUGCAGUCAUCAUGCCAUCAGUUCAAUCCCCACAACUUGGAUUGGGGAUGGACGUAUUUCCACGGCCCCUGGGAUCAAAUCCAUUCCCGUCGGCGGGGACAACAUCGCGCCCUCUUGAAUGACGAUACACUGUCUUUCGAUGCAUAUAUUCGUGUGGUGAAUGACCCAACCAAAUCCCUUUGGUGGCACCCAAGUGACUCCGAGCCCACUUGGGACAGCAUGGCCUUGACCGGUUACCGACCACUAGGUGACUCGAUGAUCAAUCAUAGCCCAGAGGUAGCUGGACUUGCCUCGUGGCUGCACAUCGCUCCAUUCUGCGAGAUCAUCCAAAGUGUUGAUGUGCUUGAACAUCUCACCAAUUCCGACGCCAGGCCUAAGCCACUAUGUGAUGCUCUCCAAAAGCUUCUGUGGCAGCUUCGUCGCCAAACCCUCUCACCAAGCUACGUCGAUACUGACGCCGUGACUACCACUUUGCGCAAUUUGCACGAGUUCUCGAACGACGUAUCAGAAUUCUGGGAGCGCCUGCGACGUACCCUAGAGCUUGAGCUAAAUGGGACAGAGGCCGGAAAGGAGUUCGCCAAACUGUUUGAUAGCCCGGCUGUGCAUGCUACAUCUCCCGAGGGCGAAGUAACCGUGAAUAUGCUACCCACGGACUUCAACUCGCGUCUUUAUAUACCAAUUGAUCAAGCAAAAUCCACCUCGGGAGCUGUCGGUGCGUACUUGAGUGCCAAGCCCGGCCGUUGGUCGCUUCCACCGCUUCUUCAUGUCGAGUUUGGUCGCCAUACUUUGGACAAGGCCAAACGCUGGCAGCUCCGAUAUGACAAAGUCGAAUUGGAUGAGGAACUGGACCUGGCUCCUUGGGUUGUUGAUGGACAGGGUAGCAAAUAUGUCCUUUAUGGAUAUAUUGUCCAUCGUGGUCGUCGCACCUCGGGCAAGUUCUUCAGCAUCCUUCGACCAGCAGGGCCCGGCACUACCUGGCUGGCUUUCGAUGAUGGUAGUGACAACCGUGUGGAGUGCUUAACCCAGAAGACCGCCAUGGGCCCUCACCUUGGUCUUGAUCCCUCUCAAACUGUCGACCACAAGAAGGGCCAUGAUGUCCCCGUUGUGGUAAUGUAUGUCCGGGAAAGUGUCGUGUCGGCCCUGUUGCCUGGUCCUCAGGGGCCUUGGGAAGUUCCUGAGACCUUGAAGCAAUACUAUGAAACCGGCAUAUAUCCCACUGGUGACAAGCCCACAGAUGUUGUCCAGGUGGAGAUCUAUUCGCUUCCGCAAUACGGCCAGCUGACUAGUCUGUUUGACUCUUAUGAUCUUAUGGCACAGGCCAAAGCGGCAAGUUCUGUCAUGUACAUGUCUUUGCCCCGCUCAACGCGCUUGGCCGAGCUACGCAAAAGGAUUGCCACGUGUAAAUCCGCAAGCUCUGAUCCCAUCGCCCCCGAGCGGGUUCGUUUCUGGCAAAUUGGGAACUUUGCUGGUUCUGGGUCGUCAUUGGCAUUCGAUCGCACUACGGAUCUGAACGUUCCACUGGAUCCUUCAUUGAAGAUUAUACGGUUCUGGAUGGAGAUCAUAUCGGAGGAAGAUGCACAGUUGUUCGCCAUUCCAGACCCUCCGACCUUCACCACCUCAGAGGAUAAGCCAGACACCACAGUCAUUCAGGACCAAGUGCUUGGGGCCUCGGAAGACGUGGCAGCCGAGGGGGAUGCUGUCGCUAGCUCAUCGGGAUACACUCCUCAUGGGCGUCGGGCUAUUACAGACAAUGUGCACUCCACGAUUGACGAUGACUCGUUGCCACCGUCGGCCACAUUGUCUCCUGAAAAUGAUGCCUUUGCGUCUGACAAUGCGGAGCAGGCACUGGUGCUAGCUGCUGUCGCUGCUCCCGGUCAACAAGCCACCACUACUGCGUCAGCUCCUCCAACUGAAGGCACAAGCUCCGCUCUUGCACCAUCCACUCGAGACCCCCCUACAGCAGAUUCCCGGCCUGAAGCACAAGCCGCAUCAUCGAGGGUCAAGCUGCCUAUCGACCACACAUAUUACUUUAUUCAGAUGUUUGACGCGGACAACCAAGUGCUCAGGACCGUUGGGUCGUUCUUUUCUAAGCUCGAUGCCAACGUCAAAGCGUCCAUCCGGCGCCACUUACAGCGGCCUCUUCGCCAGGACUUCCUUAUGUGGAAGCGUGUCGACGGUGCUGCUGUUACCACGGUAUCGCCAGCCGACAGCUUCGCCGAGGUGGUUGCGCCGCACGGGGUAUGCUUCAUCGUUGGAGAUAAGUUGACGAAGGAUAAGCGGUCUGAGCUUGCUGCUUUGGGGUUGUUCACAAGCCCCGAUCGUUUAGUUCAAUACCUGUGGGCCGAUUCUCGCGGCCAUCCAAUCCAAGGUUUCACUGGAGUCAAGACCAUUGAAGCCACAUUCGCAAACGAUUACUACAGUGGUGACUUCCUCAAAGGUCAUCGCCACGGAAGAGGCACGCACGUUUCGGGCACAGGCAUGGUAUACGAAGGUGACUUCGUCUUCGGCCGACGGCAUGGCCAGGGCAAAUUGGUAUACCCCACUGGCGACUCUUACGACGGCGAUUGGGUCGAGGAUGUAUGCCACGGACAGGGUACAUAUAUCGAGAAAACGACUGGCAACAAGUAUGUCGGUGGAUUUAAGGAUGGUAAACGCCAUGGCAAGGGCGUCAGCUACUGGGAGGUGGCUGACGCCGAGUUGGAUCUCUGUCAAAUCUGUUAUACGGAGGAGAUGGAUGCUGUCUUCGCCGAGUGUGGGCACCUAUGUUCGUGUGUCACAUGUGCCAACCUCGUCAGCCUGUGUCCGAUGUGCCGCAAAGAGGUCAAGAAGGUGAUCAAAAUUUAUCGAGCAUAG